AUGGCAGACGACAGUGUACCAUUACCAUUCCCAAACUUAAAAGUACCAACAUGGUAUUAUCAAAUAAACAACAUUGAUCGAUUGAAAGAUGAGGCCAGUACUUCAUUUUGGAAAGCUGUAGAAGAGGAUGAAAUGGCACCUUAUUUACGGUCGAUUUCAUCGGAUAAAGCAGAUCUCAUCUCAACACUUGAUAAGAAAAACAAUGAAACGUUAGAAGGGUUUGAGAAAAAGUUGAAAGACGCUGAAGAAAAUCAAGGGGAUAGCGAGAUUAGUGAGACGUUAAGGGAGAAAGCUAUGUAUCUGUGUAGGAUAGGUGAUAAGGAACGAGCCAUGCCCGCUCUCGAAACAGCAUUGGAGAAAACCGCUGGACUUGGAGCUCGAAUAGACCUUGUUUUAGCCAUGGUGAGAGUAGGAUUGUUCGCUUCGGAUACACAUCUCGUAACGGCCAAUAUCACGCGAGCGAAUGAACUUAUCGAUUCUGGUGGUGAUUGGGAUAGACGUAAUCGAUUAAAGGUUUAUCGAGCAAUUCAUCAUUUAUCCAUCCGAGAUUUCAAAGAAGCUUCUGAUCUCUUAAUCGAUUCAUUAUCAACUUUCACCGCUACUGAACUGAUGGAAUAUGAAGAAUUCGUCGCUUUGACUGUAUUGGCUGCCGGGGUAGGAUGUGAUAGAAAGGCAAUAAAAGCCAAGAUCCUAUCAAGUUCAGAGGUGACAAGCACAGUAACUUCUAUACCACAAUUACAAUCAAUGGUAGAAUCAUUAUACAAAUCGAAUUAUUCACAAUUCUUCUCAUCAUUAGCAGAAGUUGAACAAACUUAUUUACUUCCAAAUCCAAUUCUAUCAACUCACGCAAGAUUCUACGUUAGAGAAAUGAGAAUAAAAGCGUAUUCGCAAUUAUUAGAAAGUUAUAGAAGUUUAACUUUGGAAAGAAUGGCAAAAUCUUUUGGUGUUUCAGAAUAUUUCAUUGACAAAGAUUUAUCAAAAUUCAUCGCUUCAGGUAGACUGAAUUGCACGAUCGAUAAAGUAGAUGGUGUUAUAACUACUCAAAAAGCAUCAAAUCAAAAUAAAUCUCUGAUUUAUGAACAGGUAGUCAAACAAGGUGAUAUCUUGUUAAGUGACAUCCAGAAAUUGCAUCGUGUAGUAGGUUAG
Messenger RNA from Kwoniella shivajii, 1146 nucleotides. RefSeq lists its product as uncharacterized. Gene Ontology annotation, biological process: proteasome-mediated ubiquitin-dependent protein catabolic process. Gene Ontology annotation, cellular component: proteasome regulatory particle. The record is from RefSeq and is a predicted model, not a curated record. Gene Ontology annotation, molecular function: protein binding. The transcript has 6 exons. Lineage: Eukaryota; Fungi; Basidiomycota; Tremellomycetes; Tremellales; Cryptococcaceae. Bases 1 to 1146 code for a protein of 381 amino acids.